AUGCCAGAAUUCACGGACAUACAUGUGUGUACACAAGUAUCUGGCAAAUUUUUGUGGUUUUGCAAACAGCUUAGAUUGAGAGUGAUUGGUUUUUUCUCUUCAUUAUCUAUACUGUCAUCCAUUUCAGUUCCUCUUCUGGGCGCACAAAUCAGCCUAGAAUUCUUCCAACGUCGUCCGCGCCCAUGGCCGUUGCCGGUCGAAUCUGUCGCGUGGGAGCGUUGGAUUCUGUUCCUUGACAUCUUCAAGGCAAACUCAUACGAUGAUCUUGCUCGUAUGCGAGUUUCCGUUGCUGAGAGUGUUGGCGAGAUCGUGCUGCAGCUUUGCAGUUCGAUAAAUAGACCUCAGUACUUGCCAAAGAUGCCUACAAGGACUGAACUGUCAAACGUAUUCGAUUCAAAUCUGUCGGACUGCCAGCCCUACUUGUUCAAAGUGUGUCGUGUACCUAUUCGGCCAGAAACCACUUCACAAUCUGGUUUAACUGGUAUGCGGAGAUACAUUCGUGAUCUUAUGAUCAACUAG
Messenger RNA from Cooperia oncophora, 519 nucleotides. The record is from the annotation of a GenBank genome assembly. Lineage: Eukaryota; Metazoa; Nematoda; Chromadorea; Rhabditida; Trichostrongylidae.